Cornus florida is the source of this 733-nucleotide messenger RNA. RefSeq names its product glutaredoxin-C9-like. Lineage: Eukaryota; Viridiplantae; Streptophyta; Magnoliopsida; Cornales; Cornaceae. The record is from RefSeq and is a predicted model, not a curated record. Bases 75 to 506 code for a protein of 143 amino acids. The transcript has a single exon.
CGCACUUCAUGCCUCCUUCCCCCUCCUCACUCUCUCUCUAACUUUCUCUCUCUAAAAUUAGUACCAGUAGUACAAUGCAACGGGCACUUCCCUACCGAACAUGGCUUCCGGCCACCGGAAUAUCCGCCGGCGGUCAGUCUCCGGCGACAGAGAAAACCAGCUCUAACGGAGACAUAGAAGACGGAAGCAUUAAUGUGAAAAAAUUGGUGUCGGAAAAUGCGGUGAUGGUGUUUGGGGGACGAGGGUGCUGCAUGUGCCACGUGGUGAAACUCUUGCUCUUAGGGCAUGGCGUGAACCCUAACAUUCUGGAGGUUGAUGAAGCUGCAGUGACCGAAGAAUUGUCGAGAAUUAUGGGCGGUGUGGAGGAAGGAAAUGAUGGGCGGCCAAAGUUUCCGGUGGUGUUUAUUGGCGGGAAGUUGUUUGGUGGGCUGGAAAAAAUUAUGGCAACUCAUAUUUCAGGUGAGUUGGUACCUAUGUUGAGAGAAGCUGGUGCCCUUUGGCUUUGACAGGUUUGACUUACUCUCAACAGUUUGGGAAUAGAUUGCAACAAAAUUUCUUUUGUAUGUGAUUGUCCUUUUUUGAGUGAUUUUUUGAAAGAUGGAGCAAAAAGGCUUGAGAAAAAAAGACUAUUCAUCCAUGUAAUUUUGGUUGUUUUUUUUGGUUUUGUUGUUGUAUAGAUUAGCGGGCUUCAUUUGUUUUAUUGACUAUAUAUAUCUUCCUCAUAUUAAAAGUC